Messenger RNA from Hydractinia symbiolongicarpus, 1808 nucleotides. RefSeq lists its product as uncharacterized. Gene Ontology annotation, molecular function: ligand-gated monoatomic ion channel activity; delayed rectifier potassium channel activity. Gene Ontology annotation, cellular component: voltage-gated potassium channel complex; membrane. The transcript is spliced from 8 exons. Gene Ontology annotation, biological process: potassium ion transmembrane transport. Bases 259 to 1683 code for a protein of 474 amino acids. The record is from RefSeq and is a predicted model, not a curated record. NCBI's taxonomy places the organism in Eukaryota, Metazoa, Cnidaria, Hydrozoa, Anthoathecata, Hydractiniidae.
UUUAGACAUAGAUUCGUGUAAAAGAAGCGAAGUUGCUAUGUUCAUAAAUUAAUAACGAUCACUUCAUUUUGAACAACAAAAACUAAAAAAGCUGUUGUUAUUUUUAUUUAAAGAUAACCAUUCGCUUUUAUAUGCACAAACAUGCGAUAAAAAAGAUUGAAAUAAAACAGACGUUUUUUUUCUUAUGAAGAUACGUGGGCCCGGUAUAUUGUUCAUCAAAAUUACAUAGCGUGUGAAUAACCAUUUCACGAGAGUGAUAUGAUAAAAUUUCUCCUCUUUGUCAACUUGGUGGUGUUUGUUGGAUGUCCUCUUCCUAAGCUUUUCCAAUGUCCUGGUGAAAUCUACAUCGGCUGGAAAGAGACCCCACCGUACGUUGUAUAUAAUGAGACUGCAGACUUAGUAACAGGGCCAGUGGUCGAUAUUUUAGAGAAAGGCUUAGUGAAAUGCUGCAGGAACAACGUCACUCUGGUUUAUUCUGCUCAGUUUUUUGAAUAUAUAACUUUAGUGGAAAAUUCUCUCAACAGCUCCUUGGAUAUUGUCUUACCAAUCAGAACAGCUCCUGAUAAAGAUAAUUUUCUCGCUUUUCCAUUUGUAAGCCUUGUGGAAUCACCAGGAUCAGUUCUUUACAAUCUUCGAAAAGGUUCAGCUGGGGCAGCCAUCAAAAAAAGUAUUGUGGCUAGCCUUCCUCUAGUAUCCUUACUCAUUGUUUGGGUUAUCAAUGUUGGAGUGGCAUUCUGGAUUGUUGAAAUUCUGCCACAGAAAUAUGGUGAAGAUAGAAGUUUUAAGGAGAUGCUGAAGGAGUUAUGGGAAGGAAUCUGGUGGUCUUUCAUUACCUUGGCAACUGUCGGAUACGGAGAUAUUUUACCCACUCGAUUACUCAGUCGAAUUAUUUGUUACAUGUGGUUGCUAUGCAGCAGUGUUGCUAUAGCAGCGUAUACAGCAACAGUGACGUCAGUUCUUGUGUCAGAAUGCUUCAGUGCUGAGUUAGAUAUCGCUGGAUCAGAGAUUGGAGUAAUCAGAGGAUCACAAGAACAUAAAGUAAUCGUGCAGAAGAACGGUUAUCCAGAAGCUUACACUGAUGUUUCUCAAUUUAUACAUGCGCUGAAAGUGCAUAAAGAUCUUACUGGUGGAAUAAUCGAAAUAUUUACAGCCAGUUAUUACCAAGAACAUUUCAAAAACUACAGAAUUCAGACAGUAAUUGAGGAUGUAAGCGCUUAUGGUGCCGUGUUGCGGACACGAACCGUAAAGUUAAGGAAUUGCUUGACUCAGCAUGUACUGGGCACGCAGGGUGAAAUUUAUGAUAACAUUCGGAAACUGUUACCUCCUCUCAGGACGAAUUUCACAAUUUCUACAAUAGAGGAAAGUUCGCAAAGUUUGCUUUCACCAUCAACCGUGAAUUUACGAGUUAUUUUAAUAUCACUUAGUAUAACCAUGGUGACAUUGUGUGCGAUCGGUUUUUUGAGAGAAAAAUUAUUUUUGAAGAAACCAUUAAAAAAAGACGAACUCGAAGAAUUUGUCCUGUUGCAGACAAUCAAGUCAGAUUUUCAAGAAACUUUACAUAAAAACAUGGAGAAUUUGCAAGCAGACAUUUUACAACUUCAACAAGAAUUAGAAAGAGUAGCGAAUAAUUUAGCAGUCACUGGCAGUCAAAGUCAAGAAAUAUUUAGAGCGAAAUACAAAUAGUAAUAAAGCUACUCUUCAAUACUAUAUAAAACUAUAUAAAACUAUAUAAAGCUACUUUUAAGUAGUGUAUGGAACGUGUGUAUAAUAUGAAACUUGUAUGAAAUAAUUCUCGUUAAGAGGGGAAA